Molecule: messenger RNA, 741 nt
Organism: Colletotrichum spaethianum
Lineage: Eukaryota; Fungi; Ascomycota; Sordariomycetes; Glomerellales; Glomerellaceae
Product: 60S ribosomal protein L13
Exons: 4
Coding region: 1-741 (246 amino acids)
Biological process (GO): translation
Cellular component (GO): ribosome; cytosolic large ribosomal subunit
Molecular function (GO): RNA binding; structural constituent of ribosome
Source: RefSeq, a predicted model, not a curated record
AUGGUUCGGCCGUCGCCUGUGCCUCGCCGCCACGGCAGGUGGACCCCACAGCCCAAUCAACAUUUGCGCCCAGCGACGACUACGACGACGACGACGACUUGUUCCCCGAGACACUUUGGACUGACACCACUAUCAACAGAUUUCCGCAAGGAUUGGCAGCGCCGGGUCCGGACGCACUUCGACCAGGCCGGCAAGAAGCACAGCCGCCGUGUCGCCCGUCAGGCCAAGGCUGCUAAGGUCGCUCCCCGUCCCACCGACCUGCUCCGCCCGAUCGUGAGAUGCCCUUCGAUCCGCUACAACCGCAAGGUCCGUGCCGGCCGCGGUUUCACCCUCGACGAGCUUAAGGCCGCUGGUAUCCCCCGCCUUUACGCUCCCACCAUCGGUAUCUCCGUCGAUGGCCGCCGCAAGAACCUGAGCGAGGAGUCCCUUGCCGCCAACGUCGCCCGCCUCAAGGCCUACAAGGAGCGCCUCGUCGUCUUCCCCCGCCGCUCCAACAAGGUCAAGCAGGGCGACUCCAAGGUCGACCUCGCCAGCACCGAGACCGUCCAGAACCUCGCCAACGCCCUCCCCAUCGCCAAGGCCGCCUCUGGCUUCUCCGAGAUCUCCAAGUCCGACGUCCCCAAGCCCAUCGAGGGUGGUGCCUACCGCAAGCUCCGCCUGGCGAGAAGCGAGGCUCGUCUCCUGGGCAAGCGCGAGAAGCGUGCCCGCGACGCGGCCGAGGCCGAGGCUGCCAAGAAAUAA